Messenger RNA from Rhododendron vialii, 897 nucleotides. RefSeq lists its product as uncharacterized. The record is from RefSeq and is a predicted model, not a curated record. Gene Ontology annotation, biological process: translation. Bases 165 to 608 code for a protein of 147 amino acids. Lineage: Eukaryota; Viridiplantae; Streptophyta; Magnoliopsida; Ericales; Ericaceae. Gene Ontology annotation, cellular component: ribosome. Gene Ontology annotation, molecular function: structural constituent of ribosome. The transcript has 4 exons.
GAGUGACAUAUACAUGUAUCAGCCCUAAAAUUUCAAGUACAAUUCUGAUGAGAAUCAGUACCUCCCCAAAUCUCAACGGUCAAUCGAACGAAGCUCCGGCAGCGAUAGGCGGCGCCGGCGACAAUUAGCACAGUUUCAAUCUCCUUGUACCAGAAAACAGAAAGAUGAAUUUUGUGACGUCACUCUGUAGAAGAUUGAACCUCAAUGAGCUGGUUAGAAACGCUCCUGUCUACUGUUCUGCCAGUGAUAUCUCUGGAGGAGGAUUAAGCUUGACAUUCAGACGAUGGGCUACAAAAAAGACGGCAGGAUCCACAAAGAACGGUCGUGACUCCAAUCCAAAGUUUCUUGGAGUGAAGAAGUUUGGUGGAGAGAGAGUGACUCCUGGGAAUAUCAUUGUUCGUCAAAGAGGAACCCGAUUCCAUCCGGGAGACUAUGUUGGAAUUGGAAGGGAUCACACCUUUUUUGCUUUGAAAGCAGGUUGUGUCAAAUUUGAACGCCAUAAGCUGAGCGGAAGGAAGUGGGUGCAUGUUGAGCCUAAGGAAGGCCAUGUCCUCCACCCUGUCUAUUCAAGUGCUUCAUCAGCUCCUAAGAUGGAGAGCGCCUCCUAGAUUUCAUCCUUUAGUUUUCAUCUAGUGUUCAAUAGCUGAUGCAACUAUAAGGAGACUGCUCAGAAACAUUUUUGUUUUCAGUUAUUUUGCUCUUGUUUCUUAAGUUUUUAGAAACAGGCAGCUUUAUUACUUGAUUGGAAAUACUGCCUUUGGUUGAUGAAUGGGACUCAAGAUGCUAUCUUGUGCUGUUAUCGUGCCAAGAUUCAGAGCUAAAUAAAUUGUACUCUGUAAUAUACUUCUUUAUUUGUUUUUGGCUUCAAUGUAUGGAGAUGAGUAUAUUGCUUGGGUU